Molecule: messenger RNA, 2293 nt
Organism: Sinocyclocheilus anshuiensis
Lineage: Eukaryota; Metazoa; Chordata; Actinopteri; Cypriniformes; Cyprinidae
Product: F-box only protein 31-like
Exons: 9
Coding region: 18-1667 (549 amino acids)
Biological process (GO): SCF-dependent proteasomal ubiquitin-dependent protein catabolic process
Cellular component (GO): SCF ubiquitin ligase complex
Molecular function (GO): protein binding
Source: RefSeq, a predicted model, not a curated record
UGAGCGGUGGUGAUGUAAUGCUGCUACGGAUGGCGGUGUGUGCCAGGCUCUGUGGAGUGGGUCAGUCGCGGCGGUGCAGGCGGCGGCAGAGGCACAGCCAGGCGGAUCAGGACAGCGACUCCGAGAUGGACAUGGACGACGAGGAGGAAGAGGAGAGGGUCGUGGGCAAAACGAAAGACGAGCCUGAGGGCAGCAGCGUCAGCCGGAGCAGCAGCUGUCAUAACAGCAGGCCUAGCGGAGCCGGUGGACUCGGCUCUGGGGCCUCGGCCUCUGCAGGGCCGCCGCACCCGCAGUCACUGCUGGAUCUGCCGCCGGAGCUCCUGGUGGAGAUCUUCUCUUCUCUACCCGGCGCUGCGCUGCCCAACCUGGCGCUGGUGUGCAAGAAAUUCAGGCAGAUCCUGAACACGGAAACAAUCUGGAGGAGGAGAUGUACAGAGGAAUUUGGUAUGAAAGAUGACCUGCGGAAGAUGGAGAUCGUGGGAAUGUCGAGCCGAGAUCUGUAUGUGAAACUGCUGCAUCCCUAUAGACACAUCCUGGGUCUCUGGCAGCCUGAUAUCGGGCCCUAUGGAGGACUGCUGAAUGUGGUGGUUGACGGGCUGUUCAUCAUAGGCUGGAUGUAUUUACCGCCCCAUGAUCCCCGCGUGGAGGACCCCAUGCGUAGACGGCCACUCUUCCGCAUACAUAUGUGGGAGAAAAACAAAGCCACCAUAGAAUGUAUGUACGGACACAAGGGCCCUCAUAAAGGAGACAUUCAGACUGUGAAGAAAGAUGAAUUUUCCACCAAAUGCAACCAGACGGAUCACCAUCGAAUGCCUGGAGGAAGGCAAGAGGAGUUCAGAACGUGGCUGGAGGAGGAAUGGGGAAGAACAUUGGAGGACAUUUUCCACGAGCACAUGCAGGAGUUGAUCCUCAUGAAGUUCAUUUACACCAGCCAAUACGAUAAUUGCCUGACGUACCGGCGGAUUUAUCUGCCCCCGUGCCUCCCUUCAGACCUCCUGCAGCCGGGCCUCUUCAAAGGGACGUACGGCAGUCACGGCCUGGAGAUCAUCAUGCUGAGCUUCCACGACUCCAAGGCCAAAGCCACCAAACUUACCGGUGACCCCAAUGUCCCAGCAGGUCAGCUGACAUUAGAAAUCGACCUGAACUGCCCGGUGCAUCUGCCGGACCUGGAGCACCAGCGGAGCAUGGAAGAGCUCUCUCGCCUGGUGCUGGAGGUGCAUGAGGAGGCCCAGAGGGGUUUACAGGCCCGGGACGCCCCAUCAGAAGUUGCAGAGGUGGCCCCCCCUCAGGGGGCGGAGGGUUUGCAUUCGGCUCCCCCUGCUGGAGCGGAGGGUGUGGAGCCAGGAGCUGCUGCCUGCAGCGCCGCACCUGAACCACAACCGUUUGUGCUGCCUCUGGGAGUCAUGGCCCGUAAUGAAGUGUAUCCUCGCACCUGCAAGAUGUGUUUUUAUGGAACAGGCCUGAUCGCUGGCCACGGCUUUACGAGUCCAGAGCGCACACCGGGUCUGUUCAUCCUGUUCGAUGACGACCGCUUUGGCUUCAUUUGGCUGGAGCUCAAGUCCUUCAGUCUGUACAGUCGGCUGACCGACCAGCUGUCCCACGCUCAGGCCCCCAGCAUGGAGCGCUUCGAGGCCAUGCUCCGCAACAUGCAGUCAUGGACAUCCUGAUAGCAAACCUCACACUAGCGUUCUCAUCAGGCACAUACUCUAGUAUUACGCUCUGCACCGUCAGGGACCUCCCUGCUGACACACACACACACACACACACACAGCACUCCUGCUCGCAUCCGCACAGGUGUAUUUAAGCCACAUGCCCAUACAUUUGUAUUAUAUUAGGCCUUUCUUAUCAGCUUUUUAAUUAAUUUAUUUUUGUAACCUGGAAAUGGCGACGAAGAUGACGACAAUGUGAAAAUUUGCCCAUAAACUCAGCUGAGCGUGCCUCUGAUACCUUACCGAGAUACUUCAAACUCUCAAAUCCUGUGGUUUUGUGCUUUAGAAAUUUGUCCUUGAUGUGGCAACAUCUGUAGUUGCUUUUAAUUGAUUUUAUUCAGUUAUUUCUUUUUUUAUCUUUAUUUGUAAAAAGUCCACACCAUAUUUGAAAAUGCUUCCAUUUUUUUCUGCCAACACUCACUGAAAACGAAUGACUUCCAGCUGCUUUGUUGCUGCAAAUGUCAAUUUUAUCACCCCAUAAUGCGUCCAUUAAUAAGUACCAUAACACUAAAAAAGCCAAAUUUUCUUAUUUAAAGGAAUAGUUCACCCAAACAUCAAAAUUUGCUGAAAAUGUCCUCAUCCUC